GGCUCCGAUCUCAUUGCCGUCUUCCUCGUUUUAUAAUUACACACACAAAAAAAAAGAGAAUUAAGUACAGAGAUUCGUCUGAGAGAGCGAGAGCGAAAAUGGUGAAGAUGAGUUUCAGAUGUGCGACUUCAAUAUUGCUUGUGUUGGUUCUUAUCUCAAUAGUUUCGGCGAAGAAGUCAGGAGAUGUUACGGAGUUACAGAUCGGUGUAAAGUAUAAGCCGAAAACUUGUGACAUUCAGGCACACAAAGGUGAUAGAGUCAAAGUACAUUAUCGGGGUAAACUCACAGAUGGAUCUGUUUUCGAUUCCAGCUUUGAAAGGGGUGACCCAAUUGAGUUUGAACUUGGCAGUGGUCAAGUGAUUAAAGGAUGGGACCAAGGAUUGUUGGGCAUGUGCAUAGGAGAGAAGCGCAAGUUGAAAAUACCUGCAAAACUUGGUUAUGGAGAGCAGGGGUCGCCACCCACCAUUCCAGGUGGUGCAACACUUGUUUUCGACACCGAGCUUGUUGCAGUGAAUGGGAAAACAUCUGAUGGAGGGAAUGCAGAUGACAGUGACCUGUAGUCAGGGAAAACUCAAGUCCAUGUUGUUUUCCUAGUAGCUGGAUUUUGGGUGAGUCGAAGGAUUGUUACCUAGUUACUAUAGAGUUGACAUUCAAUUUUAUUUUGCUCCCUAAGAUAUUGGAAGUCUAAGCCUAUUUGUAACAUGGAUGAGGAUGUUCUCUUAUGUCUGUCUAAGCAAUCAGGAGUAGUUUAAUUAACUUUUUGGUGGAAUAACUGCCUGACUUUUUAAAUUGCAAUUUAUUGAAAAUUCACUUUAUGGUUA
Molecule: messenger RNA, 821 nt
Organism: Camellia sinensis
Lineage: Eukaryota; Viridiplantae; Streptophyta; Magnoliopsida; Ericales; Theaceae
Product: peptidyl-prolyl cis-trans isomerase FKBP15-1
Biological process (GO): protein peptidyl-prolyl isomerization
Cellular component (GO): endoplasmic reticulum
Molecular function (GO): peptidyl-prolyl cis-trans isomerase activity
Source: RefSeq, a predicted model, not a curated record